AUGUCGACUCAGUACACCCUCUACUCACACCGUGGUCCUGGACCGAACCCGCUCAAGGCAGCGGUGCUGAUGGAGCACCUCGGCCUUUCGUACGACGUCGUGCCCCUCGACUUUGGCGACGAUCCCGAAAAGGGUGUCAAGGGCGCCAAGUUCCUCAAGAUUAACCCCAACGGCCGUGUCCCCUGCCUCGUCUCGAACGACAGCGACAAGUUUAGCGUCUGGGAGAGCGGUGCGAUCCUCUACUACCUCUGCGACAAGCACGACAAGGAGGGCAAGUACCUGGGCAAGACGCCUGAAGAGCGCGCCAUUGUUAUGCAAUGGCUCACCCACCAACUUUCCGGUCUCGGCCCCGUGCAGGGCAAUGUGAACUACCUAGUUCACUACUGGACCCAGACUUACUCUGAAGAGCCGCAGAAGUCUGCGUUCACUCGCUUCGAGGGCGAGGCAGCUCGUUUGUACCAGGUGUUGGAGGACCAGCUGAAGAAGCAGCAGCAGCGCGGCUCGAACUUUAUUGCGCUCGACCGUCCUACCAUCGCCGACUUCGCCUUCUGGACGUGGGUGCGCAUCGCCAGCUUUGGCAACAUUGAUCUGUCGCCCUACCCGGCCGUGCAGAAGUGGUGCGCCACCAUCGAGAACGACGCCAAGUCCCAGGCCGCUGUGGCCAAGCUUCCCCUCAAGUGA
Moesziomyces antarcticus is the source of this 681-nucleotide messenger RNA. RefSeq names its product glutathione S-transferase. The coding region runs from base 1 to 681 and encodes 226 amino acids. The record is from RefSeq and is a predicted model, not a curated record. Lineage: Eukaryota; Fungi; Basidiomycota; Ustilaginomycetes; Ustilaginales; Ustilaginaceae. The transcript has 2 exons.